AUGGCGUGCAACACUGCAAGCAGUGGCGUUGGGCCUGCAGGUCCCUCAGAGCCUUCCCUAGACCACCAGCAGCCUUCAACAUCGACGACCUUGACGGCCACUGGAGCACUACUACCACGGACUGCCACCGAAGGAUCUGCCUCCAAGUCGAGAUACCGCCCGCGAGCCUUGUUCAAGUACGCGCUAGAGGAACGCGAAGACAUCGAACGGCGUAAGAGCUUCAUUGCAAAGAGGGCCCGCGCCAGGUGCGCGGUGGCUUCUGUGCCUCCAAGCAAUGGAGCCUGUCUCAUCCUUGCCUUGCCAGUCGAGGUCCUUCGUCAGAUUUGCAGCUACGUAUUUGAUGGCGCGUGGAUCGAGGUCAAGAUGAUACCCGUGGCUAGUCGCUUUGCAACAGGGCACAGCAAGCGCACAGAACUCGUCGUGCAGCCUCGACGAGGGUUACACACCAGGAUGAGCGUCAUGAUGACUUGUAAGGCAUUGUAUGAUGAGCUUCAACCAUAUCUGGCCGAGUCGAUGCAUCUCAAAUACAGCGUCUCCAACUCAUAUGAGCACAACCUCAUUCCGGAACGCAUCACCGCCAUGUAUAUGCCGUUCAUUCAGAGCGUCGAGCUUCACGAGUUUCAGCCAACAUUUGAUCCGGCACACUUUCCUCAGCUCAAACAGCUUCAUUGGACCGGCAUUUCCACCAUGAUCGCACGCCGUCCGCACAUUAUGCUCGAAGAAGACGAUGACAGUCCAGAUCCAAUUGCAAGUUUUUUGCCGCAUCUGAGAGGUGAUUUUGAUGGGCAACAUGUGAGCCGCUGGAUCCAGGAUUGGCUACACUAUGGUUGCUCGGAGUCAUCGGGCUCGCAAUCCGCUCUCGUAAAGUUCUGGCGCAGACUCAGGCGAGACAGCCAUCGCAAGUUCAUGCUCACAGCCGACUUGUUCAUGGAAUUCCGGUUGCGCGUCAAUGGGACUGGGCGAAACGAUGCAGCUCUCAAGUCUAUGAAUAUCAACCUGCAGCUGUGCUUCAAUCUGGACACGGAGGAGAUCAUCUCUCGCUGGCUAGACGAGGUUGAUUUUCAGAGCUCCUUUGACCUUGAAGUUUGGGCGCCGGGAUGCUAUCCAGAAUCGGGCAUCAACGACGACCUGGGAGCUUAUCUCAUAGCACGCUUCCAACCAUUGCAACGCAUCAACAACGUGGAGCAUGAUUCUUGGGAGACAGAUUGA
This is a messenger RNA of Cyphellophora attinorum, 1209 nucleotides long. RefSeq lists its product as uncharacterized. NCBI's taxonomy places the organism in Eukaryota, Fungi, Ascomycota, Eurotiomycetes, Chaetothyriales, Cyphellophoraceae. Bases 1 to 1209 code for a protein of 402 amino acids. The transcript is spliced from 2 exons. The record is from RefSeq and is a predicted model, not a curated record.